AAACAGGUAUGAAUCGGUAAAAUUGGAAGUGACAUAAUAGUGGUAAGAAGGCUGGUAAAACUCCAAUCUCUGUUGUAUUGCAUAAUUUAAUGUCACUUCAUUCUUUAUAUUACAUUCAUCCUAUAUGUUCCUCGUAUUUGCGAUAAGUUUAUUAUUUUCUGAAUUUGCAUAUGAAAUGGCCUGGUCUGGGAGAUUUCACGCAAAAAACAAUCAUGAUCUUAUACAACAUCUGAAAUCAUCAAGAAUAAUUAAAUCAGACAGAGUUUAUGAAGCAAUGUCUUCUGUAGAUAGAGGAAAUUAUACCUGUUCUGGCUAUGCAUAUAUAGAUUCUCCACAGGAUAUUGGCUAUGGUGCAACUAUAAGUGCUCCUCAUAUGCAUGCAUAUGCUUUGGAAAUACUUGAAGAUAAGCUGUGUGAUGGUGCUAGAGCAUUAGAUGUUGGUUCUGGUUCUGGAUAUUUAACAGCAUGUAUGGCAAUGAUGUUAGGAACAAAUGGAUUAGCUAUAGGUAUUGAACAUAUUUCUGAACUUAAAUCAUUUGCUAUGCAAAAUAUUCAGAGAGAUAACCCAGAACUUCUUGAAAGCGGUCGUGUUCAAUUAGUUGUUGGAGAUGGAAGAUUAGGAUAUCCAGAAAAAGCACCAUAUGAUGCUAUUCAUGUGGGAGCUGCUGCUAAAGAAAUGCCUCAAGCUUUAAUUGAUCAACUAGCUCCUGGAGGACGUUUGGUGUUACCAGUGGGUCCAAGGAACUCAGAUCAAGUUUUAGUACAGGUUGAUAAAACAAAGGAUGGGAAGAUUAAGAAAAAGUCUCUUACGGGUGUAGUUUUUGUUCCAUUAACAAGUAAAGAUAAACAACAUCCUUCAUGAGAUACAUGCAUGCUCCAAUAAGUGAGCAGGCUUUUUUUCUGUGAAUUAAAUGCAAAUGAUAAAUAAAGCUUAUAGGUUUUAGUUA
Messenger RNA from Bombus terrestris (buff-tailed bumblebee), 947 nucleotides. Its product is annotated as protein-L-isoaspartate(D-aspartate) O-methyltransferase. Gene Ontology annotation, cellular component: cytoplasm. Bases 125 to 862 code for a protein of 245 amino acids. NCBI's taxonomy places the organism in Eukaryota, Metazoa, Arthropoda, Insecta, Hymenoptera, Apidae. The record is from RefSeq and is a predicted model, not a curated record. Gene Ontology annotation, molecular function: protein-L-isoaspartate (D-aspartate) O-methyltransferase activity. The transcript is spliced from 6 exons. Gene Ontology annotation, biological process: protein modification process.